AAAAAAAGUCGCGAAAGAAAGUGCAUUUCCCGUAUUCCGCGAAAUUCCGUCCUUUCCUAUUAAUUUUGUUCAACCGUUGUUGCAUUUCCACUUACAAUGGUCGAUGAAGGGACUCGCCGGACCCUGAGCGGAAUUCCGCUGCUCAAGACAAAGGCAGGACCUCGCGAAAAGGAGUUGUGGGUACAGCGAUUGAAGGAGGAAUACCAGACGCUGAUUAAGUAUGUGCAGAACAAUAAGGCCAGCGAUUUGGACUGGUUCCGGCUGGAAUCGAACAAGGAAGGCACCAAAUGGUUCGGCAAGUGCUGGUACAUGCACAAUCUGCACAAGUACGAGUUCGACGUAGAAUUUGAUAUCCCCAUCACCUACCCUACGACGGCGCCAGAGAUUGCGCUUCCAGAGCUUGAUGGCAAGACAGCCAAGAUGUACCGAGGCGGAAAGAUCUGCCUAACGGAUCACUUUAAGCCUCUUUGGGCUAGGAACGUGCCAAAAUUUGGUAUUGCACACGCCAUGGCUUUAGGGCUUGCACCAUGGUUAGCGGUUGAAAUUCCGGAUUUAAUAGAAAAAGGCGUCAUUUCGUAUAAGGAAAAGGGAGAAACGUCUGGUUAACACCCGCUAUUCCUUUACCGUUCCAUUGCCGCGGCAUUUGGCCUGAUUGUUCGGCUGUUAAUUGUUUACUCCAUUGUCUUGUAAGGAUCGAUUAAAUAUACACGGGUGCACGCGUAACCGGGUUUGCUUU
Messenger RNA from Anopheles darlingi, 736 nucleotides. RefSeq names its product ubiquitin-fold modifier-conjugating enzyme 1 (gene Ufc1). Gene Ontology annotation, cellular component: cytoplasm. NCBI's taxonomy places the organism in Eukaryota, Metazoa, Arthropoda, Insecta, Diptera, Culicidae. Gene Ontology annotation, molecular function: UFM1 conjugating enzyme activity. The record is from RefSeq and is a predicted model, not a curated record. The transcript is spliced from 4 exons. Gene Ontology annotation, biological process: protein K69-linked ufmylation. The coding region runs from base 97 to 606 and encodes 169 amino acids.